AAAUAGAAAAUGGCGAGUCUGUGCAAAAAGCAGCAAUGCACAAUCGACAGGCGCGGCUUUCGGCAGGAACUUGACUCUUGGCGACACAAACUUAUUCAUUGUGUAGGUUUUGAAAGCAUCCUUGAAGGUCUGAUUGGUCCAGAGUUGUUAAAAGACCUAACAGUAUUUAAGGAUUUUGAGCCUGUUGCUGUGUCUGACUGGUCAUUUGAUGAAAAUUGUCUGUUCUGCUGUUUGAGGAGAGAUAAAGUCAAAGAACACCUAUUUGGCUUCAACAAGAAUCAUCUUGAAGAUGCACCUAAACCUCUGCUAGUUAAAGAUCAGAUCAGAAUCAUCAGACUAGAGAAGAAGACCGAGGAGUUUUUCAAUGCAAUUCUUUGUAGAAAAGGUAUUUCUGCAGAUGUGCCAAAUUUCUCAGAUCCACACAUUCCAGUAGUGGCUCGAGAGAUUCUUCAGAGAAUGAUCAGCCAGUUUGCAGCCGAAUAUACCUCAAAAACCAGCUCUCCUCAGGACAGUCGCUCAGACUCCCCGUCUCGUUCUGACCAAAGCCGGCUGGUCCCACUCCUUCCGUCAGGGACUACUUCAACCAGCCCUGCUAACACCCUGGUUGGAGCAGCACAAAACCAGAACCCAGUCCUGAGCAAGCUUCUCAUGGCUGACCAGGAUGCUCCCUUAGACCUCACCAUUAAAAAGCCUGCGGCAGAGCACCAUGAACAAGAUGGAGUUCUUGACUUAUCUAUCAAAAAGAAUCGCUGUAGCAGCAGCAACAGCAGCAUAUCUUCCCGCAGUGUCUGCCUUUCCCCAGCUACAGUCUCGCUGAAGUGUGAGUCUCCAGACUACCGUUCUUCAAAAGCAAAAGACCUGCAGUCCACCUCUACAUUGGAACAAUUCAUGGCAAAACUGUGUCCUCACCACCAGAGACGGAUAGUAGAUGCAAUAGGUUUUCUUCAAACGGAAGUCAAGGCUCAUGCAUCCUCUAAUGUACAAAAAACAUCUGACUCUACCUCUGGCGUUCUAGGGAAAGCAUCUCUGAAUUCAGACUCUAGCAGUACAAUCCCAGAGAAAUCACGUCCUGAGCUAAAACUUCCCAAUGAAUCCACUCCUAAAGCUGAAGUCCUGGAAUUCCCCAAUUCUGUCCCAAACAGCAAUUCACAGAAGAAGAUUCCAGAGGAUGCGGUGUCCUUGAAAACAUCUAUUACCCCAGGCCCCCCGUUGGAUGUUUUUAGCCUUGGUUUCGGGAGUAACCAACCUCGGGUCAGUUCCACCCCGAGUUCAGUGGAUGGAGAGAACAAUCGUCAGAGUGAUCAGCCACCUGUUCGGAUGAAGAUCAAAACCAGCAGUGCUGCUGCUGGUAAGAAGCUGUCCUGUGUGCUCGAUAACCCUCUUUCUUCUCCCUUCCAUUUUCUCGAGGAGAAAAAGGGUUCAUCCAAUAGAUCAGAGACACACAGUGCCAGACUUAGCUCCUCUGUGAAAAGACACAGUCAGUUGAAUGUCACUCCUCAAGCUAGUCAGAAAGAGGUUCUUGAACAUCAGAAAGAUAAGACUGCAAAAGUGUUUCCAAUCCAUGUGUCCUUUCCCUCAAAUUCUGUUCGAACAGCAAGAAAGACUGUCAGGGUAUCCUCUGAAAAUCGGGUCAGGGACAAUGCCUGUAGGGAAAUAGUUGACCCUGAUAUCGGCAACUGUGACAUUGUUUUUAUUGACAAGCCAAUUACAGAUUGUUUAAAGGAAAAGCGCCGCGGCAUGGCCCCCCGCCGUAAUGCCAGAAAAAGUACUAGGGGGCAUAUGUAUUCGGAUGACAUUUGGGAGUUAAAAACAGUUCGCACAUUAGCCGGAAGGGGCAACUGUCCAAACCCAAUGCCAGAGAUGACUACACUGGUCACGCCGAAACAAAUUUUGACCAAACCUGAAGGUCUACCACCAGUAGAUAUGCCUUUUGCUGGGACAUUCUCAGAGACGGUGAAUCAACAAAUUCCGUCAGAGGAAUCGGAUGAGCAUGUCAUUCCAGGAGCAGGAGACGUUGUAGAGGUAGCCGCUAGUAAAGUAGAUGCUGUAGAGGUGGAAAUGAGUCAAACCGAUCAGGGCCAGAAUAAGGUCCAGUCUGGUUCACCACCUCUUAUGAACCUUCUAGUAGAGAGCCAAGAAACUCUUCCAGACACUUUAACAGAUCAAGAGACAAUGAACGAUCUAGGGAUGGCAAAAGAAAUCGGAGAAAGUGUUGGUCCGCCUUCAUAUGAAUCAACAACCAAUAACGAGCCAGAGUCUCAACAGGUUGUACUGGACAAUACAGAGCAAACUGUUACAGAGACACAAGUAGACUCAUUAGAGAGCCUCACCACAGAAGAGGCAGAGCACCAGCUUUCAUCAGAUAAACUUCUCAGUUGUGAGAAUGAUAUUCAGAAUAGUUCUGUUACAGUAAAUCUAGUGGAGGAUGAAAUAAAGAAGGAUAAAGAGGAAAAAACGCAAGAGGAGCAAAGUCAGGAGAUUCAACCUCAGAUGGAGUUCCAUUGUGAUAAUGUUGAAAGGACAGAAAUGUCAGUUUCUACAGGUAUAGCAGAGGAACUGACUGUAAAAAGGACAGAAACUGAAAUGCCAGAAACCAAGAACUGUGUUGAACCUGUAGAGACAGCAAAUAAUGAAGCUGAGUGCGAUGAGCCUGCAAAGCCAGUUGAUGAGCUGCCAAAGGAGUUGCCACCUUGGCAUAGAAAAAAAGACACCAAAGCUCAGCUGCCAGAUCAGUUGAGGCAGACAGAACCAGUCAUAGUUGGCUUUGUCAAUGGUAAACCAGUUUCAGCCUCAGACAGGAGUCUGCGCCAUAGAGCUGAUAGGAACCCCACACCCUCAAGUAAAACUCCAGUAAAAUCUUGUCAGGAUCUACCUAUCUGUAGUGUUUCAGAUUCUACACCUACGUCAGCUGUUGAAAACAAAAAAGCAGAGGAACCUCAACUAGAAACAAACACAUUAGAGACUUCUAUGAUUCAACAAGAUAUGGAACCGUCCUCUGACCUGCCCUCAGGCGAAACAUCUAAAUUACCUUCAAGGACUAAAGAAACCCCAAAACAAAAAAGUUCUCCGAGAAAUCAGCGCAUGAUACCUGUGCCUUCUGAUCAGUCUGCUGAUCAGACUGAAAGUACGAUAUCGAAACGCCAACUGAGAUCAACCACUCAAAAGACAGCAGCAGCAAGUAUUACCACCUCCAUUUCCUCCCCAAAGCCUUCAACUCUUAUUCUUCCACCUGCAGAACAGCUACCUUCUCUCCGCAUCCCCCCUUUUCCAUUACCUCUUACAAUAUCCUCUCUUAACAAGCAUUCUGACCCCUCGGUUUCUGAAUGCUCUCAACAGCAUAAGGUCUCUGAGACUGUGCUACCAAACACUAAAAAUACACAGCCAAUUAAGACCAUUUCCGAAGACACCCAAAAGAAUAAACUUGUGAGUGAAUCUGAGACUAAACAAACGUUAAGAUCAGGCAAAGUUGUUUCAGAUAACAGUAAAAAUGAGAAACAACACCUUAGUACUGAGGAAUCAAAUUCUUUAGAAAAGCCAUCCCCUGUAAAGACUGAAAAUCAGACCGAGUUUGUGCCAACAAGUAACAAACGUGGGCUUCGAAAGAACUCGGAUGUAGGUGAGUCUGACUUAAUCCAAAAGCAAAACGUAACUCUUGUAGAGGACAGGCUAGCAAGUGAAGAUGAGGAUUCUUCCAUGUCAGAGAGACCCAGGAGAAUGCCAUUAAGAAGUGAGACCAGUAAGGGUGAAAUGUCUGACGAGGCUGUUUCUCAGUCACCGCCGCCAGAUAACAAGAAAUUAGUCUUGAGAUCACAAAGAUCUACCCCACAUUGCAUCAGUGCUGCUGACACUCCAAAGCAAAAUGAUGUAGUCUCCCCUGUUCGAAUAAUCCCAGAAAGAACAGCCAAAACUCAGUUGAAACCCACCUCGGGGACUGUUGCGCCGUUGACCCACAGCGCCCAAACCCCUGUCAUUGCCCCAAAACAAGAACCCCCUAAACAAACUGUCAACAAAUUCUUUCAGGCUCUUACUGGUGAAGAGAACCAACACUUAAUUACAAACUUGAAUACUAAAUAUGAUAAAAUGCUAAAGGGUUGGGUACAAAUGGACAAAGAGGGUCAGCCAACAGCAAAAUACAAAAACAAAUCAGACAGACAGGCAGCUAUAUGGAAGAGUAAACGGAGGGCACGAAAACCAAAGUCUUCAGAGCAGCAGAAAUACUCACCUGUCCAAAUGCUUUUCAUGAAAGGAUUCAGUCUCACCAGCAUCUGUCGCUGGUUCCUUGAUUCAACAGAAACCAAGUCCCUUGUUAUUGUCAAGAAGGUGAAUACACGUCUUCCAUCCGAAACUGAGCUGUGCUUCCACAGCUCAUCGACUGGGUCAGGGUCCGCACAGGACGCAUUUCCAAGCCUUCAAGCAGAACGCUUAAAGAAACAUUUGAAAAAGUUUGCCAUUGCUUCUCCUGUAAAAAGCAACCCCAGAAGUCAGAAACUUAUUGCUAAAGCACUUGAACAAGAGGCAAACACAGUCAAGAGAGCAGAACUUUCUAGCAGUACUCAAAAUUUGAGUAAAUACUCUGCUGCCAAAGCCAGUGCUCAAAAAGGUGAAUCACAAAAACCUUCUGGAAAAUCUAAGAAUCCAGCUAGUGCAAGAAUCCUGAGGAAGUACUCCAAUAUUCGAGGGAAGAUGCAAGGUCAGCAAAGCACUGUUAGAAUGAAAAGGGGUUCAAAAAUGCUAAAAAACAAGAAAUCGGUGGUUGUUUCAAAGUCAUCUGCUAAAUCAAAUCUAAACUCGCAUUUAAAGGUGAAGAAAUCUACUGUACCCGUUAGCAAAAGAAUCAAAGAGUCUGCUGCAAAACUGGCAAGAAGGAAGAUUUUGACUGGGAGUAAGGCAGCAAAACCUUCUCUUCCAAAAAGGGCUGUCAAGACUCAGGCCAACAAAGCUUCAAAAGACAAAAGCAAGACAAAGCUACCAAAGAGAUGUUCGCAACGACUUGGGUCCCCUAAAGUACCUGAUUAUCAGCCUGUGGACACAUCAAAGAGCAAGAUCAGCGGCAAAAAAAUGAACGAAGUAGAACGUGAAGUAAAUAAAAAAAAACCUCAAACUAAGGAAUCUGCUCACAGCACAAUUGUGGAAAGCAAGGGUAAAGAGAUUGCUGCUGAAACGCCACAGCAGGGCGUUGACGUCAAGGCUUCAGGCUCAUCUGACCAGGUACAAACGAGGUCCCAGAGAAAAAUGGAGGCAGCGACCCCUCUGAGUGGGAGUCUUGGCAAUCCUUCAAAGAGAGCCAAAAAGGCAUCACUGGCAGAAUCUCUUAAAGCUGCCACUGAAGUAGAUGAACCUAAGCUAACAAGAAGUGGAGCUUUGAAGAGGAGUCGGGCAUCGUCACUGCCGCGCAGUGGAACUAAGGUUGCCACCAAGAGAGCCCAGGAACUCCAAGAGACCCCUGCAAAGCGCACCAGGACAAAAUAAAAUGGACCUUUUUGGAGAGAAAUUCUUUAUCUAGAGGAAUUUUGUCAAUUUUAUUUUACUAGGACCAAAAAUAUCUAUUUUGUACUCGCCCCAAACUCUCUGGACAAUUCUCCUCUCAGAAGGAGCAGAAUUUUGAAAUUCGUCCAUGCUUUUGUAAAGCUUGAUGGUGAAAACGCAAACAUGGUGCCGUAAUUCCUGAGCUGUUUUUUUCCUGUGUUCAGGAGCUACAGAGAAGUCCUGAAAGAUGUCUGACAAAUGUAGUUACUUUGUGUUUCUGCACUCUAUGAAAAUGGCUGGAGAUAACAAAUGUCUGACAAACCUCCAUUUUAGAAGGUCAGAUCAUAAGCAUCAAGCUUAUAUGGAAUUCAUCCUCACUCUUGUGCUUCUACAGUAUGUCUUUUCAUUUUUGUAUAUAUUUAUAGUUUUAGAUGAUGGCAUGUUCUGCAUUAAUUUUUUGGAGCGGGAGGGAGCUUUGAAUCAAAGUUUCACGUAUGGUAAGUUGGCAGUUUGUGUCUCCAGCCAGUCUUCCAAUCACAACAUUGUGAAUAUGUGACGUUGUGAACCAGGUGCCUUAUUUAUGAAAUGUAUUGUAAAUGAAUGUGUUGCUAAAUGUGAAAAGUUCUCUUCAUGGAGAUGCAGUUGACCUUAUUUGCUUCAAGAAGCAAUUAGGAUGUGGUAUUGUGCGCCUCUUGCUCUGGCUGCAAGUUCUUCUGAUCGGAUUUCGGGACUUCCCUGGCAGGUUUACUUUUAUGCCCAUUUCCCCCCAAAGCAUUAACAGAAAAUUGUUAUUAUAGCUUCAUUAGAUGUUAAGAUCUGCAUUGUUUAUUCAAAGAAAUGGUUGUGCUGUUCGUGUGUCAUACGUUUUGUGUUGUUUUUGUUUGUGGUCAGGUGUCAUUGCUGUGUUUCUCUACACCUACCGUUCUUGUUGAUGAGUUUCACAAAACCAAUCAAACCAGAUGUUAAACCCCACCUUUUAUUUAAACACCAAAUCUUCAGAGAACACACCCAAGAGGAAAAAAUAAAUAAAUAAAAUUUGAGAUCAUUUCAACUCUGAAGAAAAAAACAAUAAAUUUAAAUUUUAUACUAUAUUGGUUUUUAUUUGAACAUUAAUAAUUUAUAUUGACAAGCAUUUUUUAAUUUCAUUUCCUCUGAUUGUUGGGUGAGUUUUCAUAAUGUGAAGCCUGCUUAUUUCUAUAGUAAUAUUUGUAAUUAUUUUGUUAACAGCAACACAUUUUUAGGACAGUGUUAUUUGUGUCAUUUAAUUUUUACCAGGCUCUGUUUCUUUAAGGGCAUAAAUCACUUGUGGAUGCAAAACCAGUUCCACUAUGUUUUUAUUGAUAUUUAAGGUCAUUGAUUUAGAAAAUAUAUUGCAGCCCACCCAAUGUCAGACUUGAACUUGUUUAUUCUUUGCAGUUGCUAUUUAAAAAUCUGGGUUUUGUAUAUUCAAAAUAAAUACCUGCUUUAUUUGUGGUAACCCCAAGACUGACACAUCUUUAUGUUAAGAACUUUGUAUUUUGACUGGUGUUGAUAUAAAGAUGUUUUAAAUUUUA
This is a messenger RNA of Poecilia reticulata (guppy), 7019 nucleotides long. Its product is annotated as ligand-dependent corepressor. Gene Ontology annotation, molecular function: DNA binding. Lineage: Eukaryota; Metazoa; Chordata; Actinopteri; Cyprinodontiformes; Poeciliidae. Gene Ontology annotation, cellular component: nucleus. Gene Ontology annotation, biological process: regulation of transcription by RNA polymerase II. The record is from RefSeq and is a predicted model, not a curated record.